UUACCGUUAUUACUGACACAAGUACAUACGUAUCGACACUCACGCAUUCUAACGUUCGCCAUCACUUGUUUUCUACAAUAAUGUCCGAAUUAUUAUUAUUGAAUGCAAUUAUCAUUGAAAUAAUAAUAAAAUAAAGCAAAUAAUCCGUCUAGAGUAAUUUUUCUCAGAUUGGCUUUUGAGGUUAUUAUUAUCAUAAACAUUGAUAAAGUGACUUAGUAGAGUGAUAAAAAACAAUCGUUAUAAUAAUAAUAAUCACAAUGAGAUACCGCGGGCCAGUGUGGACUAAAACAGAAACAGAAGCGUUGCUAAAUAUUAUUAUAAAAAACAAUCUGUUGGAAAAGUCAAGCACGAGUGGCCAGCUGAGUCACGCACUGGUAAAACCGCUGCUGAGCAAAGGAUUCGAGCGGACCGCGGUCCAGAUAAGGCUGAAACUCCGCUCGCUGCGUCUGAGCUACCAGAAAUGCAAGAAAAAAAAUUGCACGCCGCGCGCUAUGAAGGAGUGUCCUUACUACAGUUUGCUGGACAAAAUUUACGCGGGCGAGGACACGAUGUUCGUCAAGCAAGAACCACACCACGUGGAGCCAUUCGAGGAGCCGCUCAGUAUAAAUGCAGUUACAAACAACACAAACAUUUGGAUCGACCAGGAGAUCCAAACAAUGCUCACGAUAAUCGAUGAUAUGUGUCUCUCCAACGACCUGUCCUUGAAGGGGUUUUCAAACUCCGCGCUCAAGCUGAUAAGCAACGCGCUGGAGGUCUCGGGGAUCAAAAGGUCGGCCAACCAGGUCAAAGUAGCUCUGACGAAUCUCAAGAAGGCCUACAUAAAGAGCCGCGAGUCUCUGGAAGCGGGCAGCAUCGAGGCUCUGACCUGUCCCUUUUAUGAGUACCUGGAGAAAUUCUGGGGCGGAGAGAAGCUCAACCGGGAGAAUACCAAAAAAUGCGAGGUCGAAAGACUGCCUUCGAUUGACGACGCGAUUAAUGAUGUAAUUGUUGGGAAGGAAGUUCACAUUCGUCAUCACGGCUCUAAUGUUAUUGAUUUAAAAAAUGGGCUGGAGCACGAGGAGAAUAAUUUUGCUCUGGAUGAUAACAAUUUUAAUUUGGACGGGAAUAAUUACAGCUUGAAUGAUGAUAAUAAUUACACGCUUGAUCAUAGCAAUUAUAAUGUUGAUAAUAAUUAUUUGUUGAGUGAUAAUAAUUACCCUGUUGAGAGCAUUGAAAGUAUUGAUGAGGAGGAGGAGGAGGAGGAGGAGGAGGAGGUUGAAGAUGAGGAGUACUUGACUGCUGAUGGAAGUUCUGCGAUUGUUGUUGACCUCUGCGAAGAUGAAACUAAUCAGGAUAAUGUUUAUAUUAAUGGAAUUGAGGAGCAUAUUAAUGGCAAUGAUAAAAUGAGCAAUGGGGAUGAUAGAGUCGAUGAUACUCUUGAGGUUUUAGAAGAUGAAUCUGUUUAUAAUAAUAAUAAUAAUAAUAAUAAUAAAAAUCAUCAUACUGAUGAUGUUAGUGAUAAUAGCAGUAAUUAUACUAAUAAUAGGCAUAGUAAUGUUAAUAAUAGAAGUAAGAACAAUCAUGUACAAACGCCGGUAACUAUGAAGAGAAUAGUCCUUUGGACGGAGGACGAAAUAGUCACCAUGUACGAUUCAAUUUUUGAAUUGAAAUUGAGAACACCCUUGAAGACUAAAGUCUCGCUGAGCAACGCUAGUAAAUUAAUUGAGCCACUGGCUAGAGCUGGGUACACCAGAUCGACGCAGCAGAUUAUCAGCAAAAUAAAAAACAUGAGAACUGCUUACUUGAGAUGCAUUGCUCAAGGCUGCACGCCCGAAGCGAUCAGGGAGUGUCCGUACUUUGAGUACCUUGAUAGGCUGUAUGAGCAGCAUAAAAAGUAUCCGGAUGAUGAUGAUGAUACCUUGGCGCCGCUAGAGCCUGUUUCCAGAAGGAUUGACAGUGAUGAUGUAAAUGGAUUUAUCAAUGAUAAAGAGUCUGAGUCUGGGGAUCAUAGUUACAAUUCAGCGCAUAUUAAUAAUGAUCAUGAUAAUGAUGCUGACAGGAAGUUCAAGAAACCUGGGCAGGAUGUUCUUUGGUCGCCGGUUGAGUCUAUUGUUGAAAAUGAUGUUAAUAUGAGAAUAGACGAUCAAUUCGAGUCUUCAGCAAUUGAGCAGACUGACGAAGUCUUAGACCAGGAACACGACCAACAAGAGCAGCAAAAUUACCUGGACGACGGAAUAAUGGAGCAUGAAAACAUUGAAAUAAUGGACAACUGCGAGUUAAACUCGUCGAUAUUAACAGGGAUGGACUCUGAAGUAUCACUAGUGCAAUUUGUUAACAACAAGCUCGGAGAGAGCCGACCAACUGACGAUGUCCCGAAAAUUAUCUCCAAUAUUAAGAAAGAAACAAUUAAUUCCGACGAAGAAGUUGAAGCGACCAAUGAUGUGAGUAAUUCUUUAAAUCAUGAAAAAAUAGUUAACCCUGAUAUCAUUUUGGAGCACGAGUCCGGUAUGAAUGAUGGUAUUGUGUUAACCAAGGAUGAGACAGCUAAUAUGAUAGGGAGCUACAGCUCGAUGGAGUACAAACCGGUCCAGCAGAUGCGCAUCAAGACCGAGGUCGUACAGAACAACGAAACUCCCUCGCAAACGGAGCCCCAGGUCCGCGAAGGCUCGCUGACCGCUGCGUUCAUGCAGUCGGUGGUCCAGAAGAUUCUGAAGCACGAAGAGAAGCUCCAGGAGCAGCACCACAGGUGGAUGGAGCGACAAUUCGAGAUCCAAAGACAGCACGAUCGUAGCCAGCGGGAGUUGCUCUUAGCUGAGUUACGGGAAUUCCGGAAAACUAUUGCACACACUAAUUCUAAUAAUAAUUUCUUAUCUGAUCAUUAAUACACAAUUAAUAUAUUAUAUAUAUUUUUUUUUAUACAUAA
Molecule: messenger RNA, 2902 nt
Organism: Cotesia glomerata
Lineage: Eukaryota; Metazoa; Arthropoda; Insecta; Hymenoptera; Braconidae
Product: myb-like protein D
Exons: 3
Coding region: 258-2861 (867 amino acids)
Source: RefSeq, a predicted model, not a curated record